AUGCGAUUACUCCUCGGCCUCGCAGGUAGAAACUUACAACAUUCUUAUAAACGAGCAAUUACACAACCAAAAUCUCUGCGACUAUUCUCUAGCUCCCAAGCAAACCAUGACUUGACUCCCUUCACCAGACGGCUGCUACAGCUCCCCACGGCACCAUCACCACCAACUCGAAACCACAAUGACCUAAAAUCAUUUCUCUCAUAUGCGUCGCGCACACUUCUACCACUCACAAGUACAGUCUACGUGGGCACAAAAUACGAAUAUACCGUCCUGGAAACUCUGCGUCGCUACGCGCUUUCCCUCGACCGUAUAGGUGGCCGCGAUGACGCCGGUAUUGACCUAGUCGGCACUUGGCACCUGCCCACGUUAGAGCGUGAGCGGGCAGUCCGUGUGCUAGUGCAAUGCAAGGCACUAAAGGCCAAACUCGGACCUAAUAUAGUGCGCGAGCUUGAAGGCACAUUCCGCCAAGCACCCGUUGGUUGGCGUACUGACCAGACGGUUGGUGUGUUGGUAAGCCCGCGUGAGGCGACUAAGGGUGUGCGGGACACACUGGCGCGGAGCUCAUACCCUUUGUGUUGGAUGAUGGUUGAGCUGGAUGGGACGUUGAGACAGGCGCUUUGGAAUGCUCGGGUUGAGGAAUUGGGGCUUGCGCCUUUGGGUGUUGAAAUGCGGUAUCAGAAUGGGCUAGUGAAGGAGGUUGCAUUGACGUGGGAUGGGUGUGAGAUCCCUGAUAUGGAUUGUGUCGAGCGGGACAUUUCUAGUUUUGAAGAGCAGUGGGUUAAGUCUUGGGGGGUGGAGGUGAUUGACAAGACCGUGCUUUUGGAUAUGGUCCAGAAGGUAUUCCCGGACGGCUACCCUGAUACAGGACUAGAUGGAAAUUUUUCUGAAACAGACCGAGCGAGACUUCUUGAGACUCUACGAGAACGCUGA
Messenger RNA from Penicillium taxi, 930 nucleotides. RefSeq lists its product as uncharacterized. Lineage: Eukaryota; Fungi; Ascomycota; Eurotiomycetes; Eurotiales; Aspergillaceae. The record is from RefSeq and is a predicted model, not a curated record. The coding region runs from base 1 to 930 and encodes 309 amino acids. The transcript has a single exon. Gene Ontology annotation, cellular component: mitochondrion. Gene Ontology annotation, molecular function: nucleic acid binding.